AUGGAAACUUGCGACUCGGAUGCGUUGCGUUCUGCGCGGCGGUUCUCAUUCGGGCGCACUAUCUCCUACGUGCCAACUCGAUGCUUUCAAGGCGUUGAAAAUCGUCUCAAACAUGAAUGUGGACGACUUAUAGACUGUUGCCCAACAAUAGCAAUGUGUGAUCUUGUUAUGACCGAAUCAACAUCGAGGAAAGCCAUUAAAGAAUUUCAAGCUGAGAUUGUCAGAAGGGCGAAGGAUUGUGAGAAAGGGCUGCAAGUCAAUUCGCUGCCUUUGCCGAGAGGCCUCCUUCCCGUACAACCUGAUUUCGCCAAGUGGGCGCCAAGCGGCUACGUCAGUGUACAUUUCAAUGAGGUCAUCAGUGACGAAAUUGGGAAAGGACACGUUUUUCUUGGUGACAUAAACACUCAGCCGAACAUGAAGACUGUCUUCAACGCACUCUACAAUGGUGAGUACUCUCACCACAUCAGGAUCUCCAACGCCUUCGGUCAACGUAUCAGAUGUACAAUCAAGCUGACCAACAUGAAGCAUCUUGGUAUCGACCCGACUUGCGGUAUGCUCGACCCCAAGGAUGAAAGGAAAUAUGAACAAAAAACGGCAAACACUUGUUCUAACUUGGGCGUUUCGGCCAACAGUAGUGUCUUAGAGGCAAACACUCAUCAAAACAAGAGCGAAUCGAAGAAACAUGAAACAGAAAAAUCUGUAGAACGUUAUGAAGAAGAGCAAGCACCAAAGAAUACGAACUGGCACAAGGAGACAGUGCAAAAAAAGAGCACAGGCGAUGCUGUUCGUGAGGAACACGAUGGCUUGCUCACACCUAGACAGGGCGCAGCUGAUAUCGGUGACACACGAAAGGUUGCUCGGUCGGAAUCACCACUCAUCGUCGGGAGUGUCGAGCCGGCUGAGCCAACAGCAUCAGGAUCAGUGCGAAGUCUGGAUAUUUUCCCAGACGAAAACGGCCACCUGCGUGAUGCACAAAUUGUAACAUCGGCUCCUGUAAUUAUUCUUGCGAAUGAUAGCGGUUCAGAGAUCAAGAACAUGACUAAUCAUUGGUAUAGCAAAGUCAAAAUGCUUUCAGAGGCACCCAACUACAUCGAACCAGGAGCGAAUGGCGUUCGGACCUCUGCAAAGGAAUGUUAUCCACUGGAAGCGAAAAGGUUGACUAAAAAUCGUGUUGAGAACGUUAGAAAAGACGGAAUGGAGAGGUUGAUACUCUCUGGCAUCAGUGGAACUAUGGGAAUGAGUGUUGACAGCGGUGGAAUAACUACUGAGAAAGACGAGUUUGUCAGUAAGCCAAGCGAUCAGAAGGAUCUCCACAAUACCUGGAUGAAGCAGGGCUAUAAACUAGAGAUGCAGAAGAAGAAAAAUAAGCUCAACGGCAAUUCACCUAACCGAGGCAGAAACGAAACUUCUUGCGAUCUAUACAUGCGAUGUCGUAACCAAAUGCAUCUUGCUGUCGACAGCUGUGCUUGGCGAUUCGCUAACGGCAAAAUACUUCCCACUUUAGCGGAAAGUGCCGAAAGCCUCCUUUAUAAGGUGCUAUUUCUUCAACAUUUUGGUCUUUGA
Angiostrongylus costaricensis is the source of this 1563-nucleotide messenger RNA. Lineage: Eukaryota; Metazoa; Nematoda; Chromadorea; Rhabditida; Metastrongylidae. The record is from the annotation of a GenBank genome assembly.